This is a messenger RNA of Sporothrix schenckii 1099-18, 405 nucleotides long. RefSeq lists its product as uncharacterized. Bases 1 to 405 code for a protein of 134 amino acids. Lineage: Eukaryota; Fungi; Ascomycota; Sordariomycetes; Ophiostomatales; Ophiostomataceae. The record is from RefSeq and is a predicted model, not a curated record. The transcript has a single exon.
AUGGAGAAGGACCUAGGGCGUAGCUCGUUUCUCGAAUGCGUGGGCUCUGCAGGUCUGGCCGGCGGUCCGUCCGAACAAGCGUGGGCGAAACUGAACCAAGAUCGAGGAAAGAGCGUUGGGACAGAGGCCGAAGGAAAGAGCAAACCGCAAAACGACAGGAACUACGACGGCGGGCAAGAGCAAGAGUGCAAUUGCAGCACGCUCUUCCUCUUUCUUCAAAACGAUUCCUCCUUUUCCAGCCUUUCUCCCCCUUUACCAUCACAUUUAUAUUCCAGACCUGCUCCAUUCCCUGUCGUGCCGCAGAUCGAUCCAGAUCUUGAUUCUCUUCCGUCCCGAGCCUCCGAAGUCACAUCUAUUCCUUGCAAGGUCUCACAUAUUGUCUUUGAGAGCCCGGACAGCACAUAG